Orycteropus afer afer is the source of this 939-nucleotide messenger RNA. Its product is annotated as olfactory receptor 2L3-like. The record is from RefSeq and is a predicted model, not a curated record. Gene Ontology annotation, molecular function: olfactory receptor activity; G protein-coupled receptor activity. Gene Ontology annotation, biological process: G protein-coupled receptor signaling pathway. Lineage: Eukaryota; Metazoa; Chordata; Mammalia; Tubulidentata; Orycteropodidae. The transcript has a single exon. Bases 1 to 939 code for a protein of 312 amino acids. Gene Ontology annotation, cellular component: membrane.
AUGGAAAAUUAUAACCAAACAUCAACAGAUUUUACCUUAGUAGGAUUACUACCAUCAUCAAGAAUUGGUAUAUCACUGUUUGUUAUCAUCAUUUUCAUUUUUCUUUUGGCUCUGCUUGGCAACCUGUCUAUGAUCCUCCUCAUCCUGUUGGACAAACACCUCCACACUCCCAUGUAUUUCCUACUUUGUCAACUCUCCCUCAUGGAUCUGAAUUACAUCUCCACCAUUGUCCCUAAGAUGGCUUUUAAUUUCAUGUUUAGAAACAAAUCAAUCUCCUUCAUUGGAUGUGGAAUCCAAAGUUUCUUGUUUUUGACUUUGGCAGGUGCAGAAGGACUUCUCCUGGCAUCUAUGGCCUAUGACCGUUAUGUAGCCAUUUGCUGUCCUCUUCACUAUCCUAUUCUUAUGAGAAAAAGUGUGUAUGUGUUAAUGACAGCAGGAUCUUGGAUGAUGGGGUCUAUCAAUUCCUGUGCCCAUACUACAUAUGUACUCUAUAUUCCCUAUUGCCAAUCUAGGGUCAUCAAUCAUUUCUUCUGUGAUGUCCCUGCCAUGUUGACUCUGGCUUGCAUGGACACCUGGGUCUAUGAAUACACAGUGUUUGUGAGUACCACCUUCUUCCUUGUAUUUCCUUUCAUUGCCAUUACUUGUUCCUACGGUCGGGUUUUCCUUGCUGUCUACCGCAUGCCCUCAUCAGAAGGGAGGAAGAAGGCUUAUUCGACGUGCAGCACCCACCUCACAGUUGUGACUUUCUACUAUGCACCCUUUGUUUACACUUAUCUACGCCCAAGAUCUUUCCGUUCUCCAACAGAAGACAAGAUUUUGGCCAUUUUUUACACUGUCCUCACCCCCAUGCUCAACCCCAUCAUCUACAGCCUGAGGAACAAAGAGGUUAUGGGGGCCCUAAGAAGGGUUACUCAGAGAAUGUGCUCUGUGAAAGUGUAG